Molecule: messenger RNA, 1065 nt
Organism: Elgaria multicarinata webbii
Lineage: Eukaryota; Metazoa; Chordata; Lepidosauria; Squamata; Anguidae
Gene: MFNG
Product: MFNG O-fucosylpeptide 3-beta-N-acetylglucosaminyltransferase
Exons: 8
Coding region: 1-1065 (354 amino acids)
Biological process (GO): pattern specification process; regulation of Notch signaling pathway
Cellular component (GO): Golgi membrane
Molecular function (GO): O-fucosylpeptide 3-beta-N-acetylglucosaminyltransferase activity
Source: RefSeq, a predicted model, not a curated record
AUGCACCGGCGUCUCAUCCAGGCCUUCUCUGGAAUUGUUCUCCUUCUUGUGAGUACAGGACUUCUCUCCGUGAAGCGUUACAGCAUUCAGGAGAAGGCAGUUGAUGACCGAAGGCUUUCAGGGGGGACCUCCGGUCAAUGGACACAGCAGGAGAGGAUGUCGAUGGAUGUGGCAGACCUCAGCAGCGGCCGAGAGCCAGAGCGUGAAAAACUCAAGGCCCGCGUUGCACGUCCUACUGUUGCAAAAGGCCCGCUGCUUGAAGAACUCUUCAUUGCUGUGAAGACAACCCAGAAGUUCCACCAGACCAGGAUGGGUUUGCUGCUGGAUACAUGGAUAUCCCGGGUCAAAGAACAGACAUAUGUCUUCACGGAUAAAGAAGAUGACGAGCUGCAGGAGAAACUGGGUGAUCAUGUGGUAGUCACAAACUGCUCUGCAGAGCACAGCCAUCCAGCCCUUUCUUGCAAAAUGGCAGCCGAGUUUGAUGCAUUUUUAGCUAGCGAUUUGAGCUGGUUUUGCCACCUUGAUGAUGAUAAUUAUCUAAACCCGCAGGCUCUGCUGAAGCUCUUGUCUUCUUAUUCUCAAGACCAAGAUGUUUAUAUUGGGAAGCCCAGCUUGAAUAGGCCAAUUCAUGCUUCUGAAAACCUGCCUAAUAAACAGAUGAAGUCGGUGUAUUUUUGGUUUGCCACUGGAGGAGCUGGAUUCUGUAUCAGCAGGAAGCUGGCCACCAAGAUGGCUCCUUGGGCAAGUGGCAGCAACUUUCUGGCCACCUCAGAGCUCAUCCAUCUCCCAGAUGACUGCACUGUGGGUUACAUCAUUGAGUGCAAGUUAGCGGGUCGCCUGGUCCCCAGUGCCCUCUUUCACUCUCACCUGGAGAAUCUGCAGCGAAUCCAGAAUCCCCAGCUCACCAAGCAGGUCACUCUCAGCUAUGGCAUUUUUGAGAAGAAGCUCAAUGCUAUCCAACUGGCUGGUCCAUUCUCCCAGCAAGAUGAUCCUUCCAGGUUCCGAUCACUUCAUUGCCUCCUUUAUCCAGACACAUCCUGGUGCCCGCAGUCUACCAUCCAGUGA